AUGGGCGGGGAUGAGGUUAAAUUUGACGAGCUGGGACAUAAAUAUGAUCAGGAAGAUUUCGUGAUCAUGAAAACUGCGAACCAAGAAGAGUACAAAUGUUUCUUUCCAAGCGAUGAAUCGGUUACAGUCGAGGAUAAAAACAAUGAAGAAACAGGCGAUUCUGCCGAGACUCUUCUGGAGCCUCUUUUCAACAAAGCCUCUUCAACUAAAAAGGACUGCUCAUUGAGAAUCGAGACUUACUGGUCCUACGAGCUCUGCCACGGUCAGUUCAUCAGACAGUACCACGAAGAAAAAGUAAAGGGCAGCGUGAAAACGACGGAGUACUAUCUUGGUCGAUUGGACAAGAGCCCACUCGAUCCCAACAACGCUGUAACGAAACGAGCAGAAGUGAGCAAAAAGAAACUCGACGGAAUUCCAACUCCGUAUCAUUUAAUAACUAUGGGCGAUGGAACAGAAUGCGACAUUCAUACGGGGAAAAAGAGAAAGACUGAAGUAAAAUAUAUCUGCAACGCUGAGGCUAGAAACCCCGAAAUUCUUUCAAUCACGGAAACAACAACCUGCGAGUACGAAAUCAUCGUCUUGACCAAUCUCCUUUGUUCCUCUCCUCUUUAUUCUCUUCACCUCGACACAGAAACAUUCGGAAUUCCCUGUAAAAAACUUGGGGACUCCCCUACAGAAGGAAUCGUUCAAACGAUUAUCAAACAUGCUCAAGAAAUGGGAGUCAAUGUUAACGACAUUCAAAUCGAUGGACUUGAUGCUGCAGACAAAACGGCCAAAGAAAUCAAGCAAAAACUUUCGGAGCAUACAAAAAGCCAGCUGAAGGCAAACAUGCCUUCACAAAAAGUCCAAGAGGCGAAAAAGGCUCAACUUUCGGCUGAAACAGAAAAGAUCCUUAAUGAUUUCUUGGCGGGAGAAUUUUGCUUGCGAGGAGGCCAGGGCUGGUGGAAAUAUGAGUUUUGCUACGGGAAGCAUGUGAAGCAAUACCACGAGUUCCAAAAAGAACAAGGAAAGCCAAAGGAGCCGACAAAAGAAAUCAUCGUCGGAACGUGGGACGAAGCAACCCAUCUUGACUGGGCGAAAAACAGGCAAAAUGUGAAACGAUCGAAAGUAAAAGUCAAUACUGGCGAAAAAGCAAAAGCCGGCAAGACAGUUCAUGACGAAGAUGGCUUCCCGAUUACUGUGUGGGACUCUGAAGACAGUGUUGAUGCGACGAAAGAGGUAGAAGGAGAUGUACAGGAAGUCGAGCUGUGGUAUGCCGAUGGAGAAGUUUGCGAUAUUACGAAGAAACCGAGAGAAGUUCUUGUCAGACUAAAGUGCAAACCAACUCAAGACGCCUUAUCGCUGUAUCUCCUCGAGCCAAAGACCUGUAGCUACAUUCUUGUGCUAGAAUCCAAAUUGCUUUGUUCAAUCCUCGCAAAUGCCGACGAAAAUGGCCUCCUCAGCUUGAAAUAA
Molecule: messenger RNA, 1452 nt
Organism: Oikopleura dioica
Lineage: Eukaryota; Metazoa; Chordata; Appendicularia; Copelata; Oikopleuridae
Source: the annotation of a GenBank genome assembly